This is a messenger RNA of Trametes versicolor FP-101664 SS1, 846 nucleotides long. RefSeq lists its product as uncharacterized. The record is from RefSeq and is a predicted model, not a curated record. Gene Ontology annotation, cellular component: membrane; mitochondrion; cytoplasm. NCBI's taxonomy places the organism in Eukaryota, Fungi, Basidiomycota, Agaricomycetes, Polyporales, Polyporaceae. Bases 149 to 757 code for a protein of 202 amino acids. The transcript is spliced from 8 exons.
CCACCACUGCCAUCUGCUCUUUCAUCGAGCCAGGCCACUCGUGUGCACAAAAGCAUCUACGAGCAGGAUCACCGCUAGGCCUCCAAUACCUCGUGCGCGUACAUUUCUCUCCGCAGUCAAACACUCGCGACACCCCACACUCGCACACAUGGCCGGCCUCCUCGCUGCAUUCAACGCGUCGCUCAUCCGCAAGCCGAUGGUCACCCAGUGCGUGACGUCUGCCGUGCUCUUCGGCGCAGGCGACGUCCUCGCGCAGCAGGCGUUUGAGAAGAAGGGCAGGGACCACGAUUUCAUGCGGACAGCGCGUCUCUCGUUCUACGGCGGUGCGAUUUUCGGGCCCGUCAUUACGAAGUGGCUGCAAUUCCUGGAACGCCUCAAGUUCGCCUCGCCCACCAGGGCCGUCGCCUAUCGGGUCUACCUCGACCAGGGUGUCUUCACGCCAAUGGUUGUGGGCAUGUUCUUCAGCUCCAUGACGCUCCUCGAGGGCAAGAGCGUGCGCGACGUGAAGGAGCGGAUACAGGAGGCGUACACGCCCACACUCAUCCGCAACUGGGGCGUCUUCAUCCCCACGCAGAUCAUCAACUUCGCGGUCGUGCCGCCGCACCUGCGCUUCGUCACCGUCGGCGUCGUCUCCCUCUUCUGGAACGCGUACCUGAGCUCUGUGAACGCGGCGAAGCAGGUGGAGGCCAGCCCCGUGGCGGAGGACGCGUCGGACGACGUCGUUGUCGUCGGCGCGGACGAAAAGAAGACGCAGUGAGGGGUGCUGUCGCCCUAAGGUGCCUGCCCCGACGGUUUAGAGCCCUUCGCGCACAUCUAUACCUUUGUGUACAUACCCGCUAAUCCCCC